This is a messenger RNA of Hyalella azteca, 2713 nucleotides long. Its product is annotated as histone deacetylase 8-like. The record is from RefSeq and is a predicted model, not a curated record. Gene Ontology annotation, molecular function: histone deacetylase activity. Lineage: Eukaryota; Metazoa; Arthropoda; Malacostraca; Amphipoda; Hyalellidae. Bases 226 to 1794 code for a protein of 522 amino acids. The transcript has 10 exons.
ACUACUAAUAACGAUGCUUACGAUGCAAUGUUGCACUGCCUCACACAACUGUUGCUGCCUGCCCGUUGAAGCGACCGCGUAUGAUUCAAAUACAACUCUUCCAACCGCCUCUUGCCUCACGUGGCGUCUGUCGGGCGAGAGCAUCGCCCCUCCCCGAACAUUUAUUCCGGCCAUUCUUCUUGCCUAGAGAGACAUAUUCACCACUUAUAAUAAAAAAGCUUCAGGAUGCUUUUGGGAGCCGGUAGAAUCGUAGCUUACGUUGAUGAUAUCAAUCUUCGACGGGCAGCCGACAGGAUUCCUGUUGUACGUAACAGAGCUUCCAUGGUGCAUGAACUAAUGAAGGUUUACGGCCUCUUGGAGUUGAUGAAAACGGUGCCAAGCUCGCCUGCAUCAGAAGAUUAUGUCAAACUCUUUCAUUCUUCAGACUACAUCAAUUUCUUGAAGGCCGUCACGCAUACUAAUGAUGAUGACCUAUCAAUCGAAGAAGAAGAGUUAGAAGAUACAUUUGGGCUCGGCUUUGACUGCCCGGCGCUACCGAUGCUGUGGUCGUUGGUAUGUCACGUCGCUGGAGGCUCCAUGGCCGCCGCGAGGCUACUUACCUCCGGUCAGGCCAGUGUUGCGAUCAACUGGUGCGGCGGGUGGCAUCACGCUCAGAGGGACAGCGCCUCUGGCUUCUGCUACGUUAACGACGUCGUGCUAGCGAUCAUGCAACUCAGACACAAGUUCGCUAAAGUCGCCUACGUUGAUCUCGACGUUCAUCAUGGUGACGGUGUGGAGAACGCGUUCGCUUUCAGCCGCUCGGUGCUGACGGUGUCGCUGCACCUGAAGGAGGACGGCUUCUUCCCAGGCACCGGAACCCAGGAUGACGUGGGCGAGGGAGAGGGGCGCUACUUCUGCCUCAACGUCCCCUACAAGGCUGGGCUCUCGGACGAUAAUUUCGUCGAGCUUUUGAAAAGCGUGGUGGAGGAGGCAGUGCAGGUGUUCGCCCCUGACUGUCUGGUGGUGCAGUGCGGGGGUGACGCGCUCGCCCUCGACAGGCUGGGGGGCGCCAACAUCUCCAUCGACGGCUACACCAGAGCUCUCUCCCUCCUGCUGCGUCUGCAGUGCCCCACGAUGCUCUUGGGGGGAGGAGGCUACGAGCCCGCCAAUGCAGCGAGAUUGUGGACGAGUCUAACUGCUUCUGUCCUGGGGACUUCACUAGACUUAGAGAUUCCGGAACACUGUUUUUUUGAAAGGUACGGUCCUAGUUUUGAUCUCGCGGUGACUCCUUCCAACCGCAGGGAUCAGAACUCGUCGGAAUACCUAGCAGCUCUCAAGUCAAGUAUAAAAGCUCACGGUGAAGAGAUCCAGAAAAGAAUAAUGAACAAGACUCCGUGUCAAGAACCUCGAUAUUCAAGCUCCAACAAACAUCCCUGCUAUAAACGCUCGGAUGAGACUGGAAGCAGCAGCAGGAUUGAUGAUGAACCCAAGUCAGUUCUUGCCUUUGGAAUCUCGCAACACAGCCUCGGAAAAGUUCCAGACUCUGCUCCCGGUACAUCUACACAGAACAAAGUUUCUGUUACGCUAAAUGUUGAUAGUAGCGAUCUAGAAGAAACACCGUUCAUAAUGACGGAUGAUUGUUCCAUGGACAAAAAAGGCUGUACGAAGAAACACACAGUCGUAUCUGGUGCUUCCAGAUUAAAAUAUUCUUUUAAACGUCAGAAACUUGAAGAAGGGAAAUUAUCCACGAUGAAUGCACAUAAUCAUGAGCAAAAUAUUGAGGAUAUCUAUGAUUUUACUGAGGGCGAAUUUUGAUAAAUUGAAAUUUUAGUUGACCUAUUUUAAUUUAGAAUACAAUGGUAGACUAAUAUUCUUGGCACAAUAUUUGCAACUUAUUGCAUCUUCGGCUUCUCAAAUCAAUGCUCAAGUUUGCCUUUGUUUUAAACAUUUGAAUUCUUGCAGAAUCAUGGCCUAUUCUUGUCUCAUAAUUAGUCUAGCAGGCUGUGUGUCUAGAGAAAAAGAAUGCGAUUUGCGCUUGGUUUUGUACAAAGGCAUAGUUCGACCAUGGUGCGAAGGAACCUGAAAUUUUGGAAAUGAUGCAAUGCAUAAUAUAACAUGUUCCUAUUUGAUGUUGUGAAUCAAUUUAUAAAAAUAUAUUAACAAGUGCACUUCUAUUGUUGUUAUGUUUGAAUUUUGAAAAAUGACUGGUUAGUAAAUAAGUUUUUGAAUGCAAGUAGAAAUUGUUUUUGAUUCAUUAUUCGUAUGAGUUUUGAAUUAGCAUUGCUUUUUAUUCCUUUCGUUGCUCGUCCAUGACACAAGCAUCUUCAUUAGUUAUUGUUAACAAAAUUGAACUAGCAUAUCAUUUACUUUUAUGAAGUUGAACCGUACCUGUGGAGUACGCUUCACUUUUUAUUCCCAUGGUUUAAAUAAUUGUUCAACCAUGGGUUUUAUGGUUGAAAAAAGUCCACUUUUUUAAAAACUCGCUAUGUUUCUGCCUCUCUUAGUUCUUUGUCUAAGGUAGCUAUUUGUGUUUUAUAAUUAUAUUCCAUUACUUCUUAUUCGUGGGUUCUUUUGUUGCAACCCUGAGCUUCACAACCUGCGAAUGCGCAUCUGUCGGAUUCAUGCGUAUUUAUUCUUUCUGUCGGAUUCAUUUUAGUCAUCAUUUCUCUCCCGUUGAGCCAUCACAUGUAAAAUGUUUUGGCAAUAAUAUAAUAUAUUUUCUACUUCUACAAUC